Messenger RNA from Linnemannia hyalina, 759 nucleotides. NCBI's taxonomy places the organism in Eukaryota, Fungi, Mortierellomycota, Mortierellomycetes, Mortierellales, Mortierellaceae. The record is from the annotation of a GenBank genome assembly.
AUGUCGUCAAUCCAGGAAAAGAUGACCACCGCCUUGGCCAGCAAGGAUCAGGGCAACGAAGCCUUCAAGAACGGCGACAUCAAGAAAGGACUGAGUGGACUGGAUAACCAAAUGUCGGGAAUGCCCAUGAUGUCGGCGAUGCAGCCCCAGACGGGUAUGGCGACAGACGACCAGAAGAACGUGAUCAAGACCAACUUGGCGGUCGUCUACUCCAAUAUGGGCGCGUGUCAUCUCAAGAACGGCAACUACAAGCGUGCGAUCGAGGUCUGCGACACUGCCCUCAAGCACGACCCCACCAACGUCAAGGCCAAGUUCCGUCGUGCUCAGGCCAAGCUUGCCGAGGGUAACCUUGCUGGUGCCGAAGCUGAUCUGAACGCCUUGGGCGAGAAAGUACCUGGAGUGAAGGCUGAGCUUGAAAAGUUGAAGAAGAAGAGCAAGGAUGCUGAUGACAAGCAGCGUAAGACCAUGGGCGGAUUCUUGUCGCGGGGCAGGAUCAUCUCCAACACUGACCCCGACCACGAGGACUCAGUAGAGAAUGUCACAUCCGCUUCUGCCACCACGACGACCACUUCUUCGACCUCACCCUCGACACCAGCGGUCAAGACAACCCCCAAAUCAAAACCCACACUUGCCUCGAAGAUCAACAGCGCAAACUCGAACAAGAAGCCACCCAAGAUUAUUCAGGAAGAGGAGUACCAGACGUCGAGCUGGUCGGGUACUGCCCCCAAGAUUCAGGAGUUGGCCGAUGGCGAAGAGUAG